Messenger RNA from Pocillopora damicornis (cauliflower coral), 855 nucleotides. RefSeq names its product tRNA (32-2'-O)-methyltransferase regulator THADA-like. Gene Ontology annotation, biological process: tRNA methylation. Gene Ontology annotation, cellular component: cytosol. The record is from RefSeq and is a predicted model, not a curated record. Lineage: Eukaryota; Metazoa; Cnidaria; Anthozoa; Scleractinia; Pocilloporidae.
UCCUCUUUCCUUUAAGGUGACGUGCGCUUUCGUCUGUGGACUGUUCUUAUAACUCUACUUCAGGACGAUGAGCCUCUGGUCAGAGACAAAAUGUCUUACGGGUUUUCUAUUUUGUUACAAGUAAUCGAGACCUCGACUGUGGUUUGUACCUUACCCUUUGGAAGUUUUGCCGUAGUUGCUCCUCUCUCACUUGAGAAUGCCAUGUUUUGUGUGUGGUCCUUGUUCUUUGAUGAAGAACCUGUGGCUUGUGUGUCGUGGAUGUUGGACUGGAUUUGUGGCGACCUGGUUUGUGACAGUGAAGACUCUGAUCGGGCAAUUCUCAUUUCAGACAUGGAUCGUCUCUUUGAAAAAGGACCUCUCAACAUUUAUUCCGAGGAUUGUGUUGUGACGCGAGUGGCCUGGGAAACUGUAAAAUGUGGAUUGGAACGGAAAAACGGAUGUGCUCUAUUGAUUCUUCAGCAACAUAAAUCAACACUAACUAUCUCCUUGAAAGAGCAGUUGGAAAAUUGUCUCUUAUUCCUUGAGAAUCUCAUGCUAAAUAACUGGAACGUUCCUGCAAAUUUUAAUUACUUUUAUCGAGGACUUGUUGGAAUUGCUGUAAUCGCCUUGUUAAAAGAAAAACUGGAAGAAGGAAUUGCUUCUCCUCUGACGAACAGAAUUGAUGCAAUAGUUCAUGCAGUUAAAAAACCUUCUGAUACUGGAGGAAUUUUAUCUCAUCCAAAGACACAGAAGUGCCUUGAGGAAUUAAAUAAAUUUCUUACUUCUUGAAUUACUUAAGAUACAUGGUGUAUUCGUGUGAUACGACCUACAAUCUGCUGCUUAAAUGUAAUAAAAACCACAGAUGUUUUUAAGAUA